Lacerta agilis (Sand lizard) is the source of this 2302-nucleotide messenger RNA. It is a transcript of the gene PIP5K1C, whose product is annotated as phosphatidylinositol-4-phosphate 5-kinase type 1 gamma. Gene Ontology annotation, molecular function: phosphatidylinositol kinase activity. Gene Ontology annotation, biological process: phosphatidylinositol metabolic process. The transcript has 19 exons. Bases 86 to 2215 code for a protein of 709 amino acids. NCBI's taxonomy places the organism in Eukaryota, Metazoa, Chordata, Lepidosauria, Squamata, Lacertidae. The record is from RefSeq and is a predicted model, not a curated record.
GCGGCUGGUGGGAGCUGAGGAGAGCCGAGGCCCGGCCUGCCUGCCUCCCGGGCUGCCUGCCGCCCUACCUCUCCGCCCGCCGGCCAUGGAGCUGGAGGCGCCCGACGAGGCCGGCAGCGCCGCUGGGGCAGAGGCCGGGGCAGGAGCCCUCGACGCCGAGGCAGGAGGAGGAGGAGGGGGCGGCUGGGGGGCGCCGGUGCUGCUGGAGCCUCAGUCGGCCGGAGCAGGGCUGGCGGUGAGCAAGGCUGUCCUAACAGAGGCACCUUCGUUGACAGGGCAGCCAGGAGCCGGCCAGGGGAAGAAGAUCGGCCACCGCGGGGUUGAUGCAUCAGGCGAGACGACCUACAAGAAGACCACGUCCACCACGCUCAAGGGAGCCAUCCAGCUCGGAAUCGGCUACACGGUGGGGAACCUGAGCUCCAAGCCCGAGCGGGAUGUCUUGAUGCAAGAUUUCUACGUAGUGGAGAGCAUUUUCUUCCCCAGCGAAGGCAGCAACCUCACCCCAGCUCACCACUACCCCGACUUCAGGUUCAAGACGUACGCUCCCGUCGCUUUCCGAUACUUCCGAGAGCUGUUCGGCAUCCGCCCGGAUGACUACUUGUAUUCCCUGUGCAACGAGCCCCUGAUCGAGCUGUCCAACCCCGGGGCCAGCGGCUCCCUCUUCUACGUCACCAGCGACGACGAGUUCAUCAUCAAGACGGUCAUGCACAAGGAGGCGGAGUUCCUCCAGAAGCUGCUUCCUGGCUACUACAUGAACUUGAACCAGAAUCCCCGGACGCUGCUGCCCAAAUUCUACGGCCUCUACUGCGUCCAGUCCGGGGGCAAGAACAUCCGGGUGGUGGUGAUGAACAACAUCCUGCCCCGCGUGGUGAAGAUGCACCUGAAGUACGACCUGAAGGGCUCGACCUACAAGCGCCGGGCCUCCAAGAAGGAGAAGGAGAAGUCCAGCCCCACCUACAAGGACUUGGACUUCAUGCAGGACAUGCCCGACGGGAUCUUGCUGGACACGGACACCUUCAGCGCUGUGGUCAAGACACUGCAGAGGGACUGCUUGGUGCUGGAAAGCUUCAAGAUAAUGGACUACAGCUUGCUUCUGGGAGUGCACAACAUGGACCAGCAAGAGCGGGAGCGGCAAGCGGACGGGGCCCAGAGCACCUCCGACGAGAAGCGGCCCAUGGGGCAGAAGGCCCUGUACUCCACCGCUAUGGAGUCCAUCCAAGGCGGGGCAGCCCGCGGGGAGUCCAUCGACACGGACGACACAAUGGGUGGCAUUCCAGCCGUGAACGGCAAAGGCGAACGCCUUCUUCUCCAUGUGGGAAUCAUCGAUAUCCUCCAGUCCUACAGAUUCAUCAAGAAGCUAGAGCACACGUGGAAGGCUCUCGUCCACGACGGGGACACAGUGUCGGUGCACAGGCCCAGCUUCUAUGCAGAGAGGUUCUUCAAAUUCAUGACCAACACGGUCUUCAGGAAGAGUACCACUCUGAGGGUCUCUCCCUCGAAGAAAGGGCGGAGUGCCUUGCUAGCCAUCAAGCCCUCUGGCCCUCUGGCCGCCUUUUCAGCAAGCCAGCUCCCCUCGGAGAAGGAUGAAGCCCAGUACGACCUCCGGGGGGCCAGGAGCUACCCCACCCUAGACGACGAAGGCCGGCCAGACUUGCUCCCUUGCACCCCUCCGUCCUUCGAAGAAGCCACCACCGCCUCCAUCGCCACUACCCUCUCGUCCACCUCUCUUUCCGUCCCCGAGAGGUCUCCUUCCGAGUCGUCGGAACAGCCCAGGUACAGGCGGCGUACGCAGUCCUCCGGACACGACGGGAGGUCUCGCGAACAUCUCCGGGCGGAAGACGACCUCCAGCAAAUCACAGUGGAACUCAAGCCCAAGUGUGAUGUCGAAAUCGUGGUCCCAGACAUGGCUGCCGCAGGGGAGGCGACCUCUCUGGCUUGCGCCACGGUGCUGUCGAAGGCGUCCGCGGAGGUGGAGACAGCCAGCCAGGCCUCCGAGCCCGCCAGCCAAGCUUCGGACGAGGAGGACCUCCCCGUCCCGGAUAUAUAUUUUUUCACAGACGGAAGGUACUGGAUUUACUCCCCCCGCCUGCGCAGGCUCCGAGCGGCCUCUGUUUCCUCUGGGGACCAGCCAACAGACGAAAGGAGCUGGGUUUAUUCGCCGCUCCAUUAUAACACUCAGAUUCACUCUGUCUCCGACGAGGAGAGCGAUACAUAACUUCUAUGCAAAGCCCCCCAACCCCAAGAAACAAAUCGUCCUUCUUGCCACCAGUCGCGGAGUCCCCUCUCGCCCGGCCCUGCUGCC